Cottoperca gobio is the source of this 8724-nucleotide messenger RNA. RefSeq names its product crystallin beta-gamma domain containing 1a (gene crybg1a). The coding region runs from base 1 to 8562 and encodes 2853 amino acids. NCBI's taxonomy places the organism in Eukaryota, Metazoa, Chordata, Actinopteri, Perciformes, Bovichtidae. The record is from RefSeq and is a predicted model, not a curated record. The transcript is spliced from 21 exons.
AUGGAGCCCAUCACCCGAGAAAGAGCAAGUGCCGAGAGGGAAUUCUCCUGUCCAACUCCACAAAGCCAUAUGGGUGGAAACAUACCUGGGAGAAGAGGAGGGGGGGGGGAGGGGGAGGGAGAGAAGGAUAUAUCAAAACAGAGGGAGGAAUGCUUCAGAGCAGACUCGCCUCCCGUGCUGGCUAUACCUGUCACAGUCAUUCCUGAAGACGACUCAGUCCCCCAGUGCGCACCCUGCCCCUCCACCCCCUCGGAGACUUUGCCGUCCAGUGGCAGCUGGCCAGAGUCGGCCAUCUCCUUGGCACCGACUACAGCGGAGUUCCAAACAACCUUAUCACAGCCGGAGGAGCCUGCCACUGGCACAGGCUCAAAGCAAAGUUUAGGUCAGGAGAAACGCAGAUCGAAAGAAAAUCGUGUUACGCGGAAGACUGUGAAUCUGCCUUCCAAAAAUAAGGCUUUUGCCCACAAGGUGCUCGUUAGCCCGGAGCCAAGUUUGGAUGGGAACGAAGCAACGGAAGAGGAGCUCAGCGGAGAUUCAACUACAAAGACUUCAGAUGCAACAGAAGUGAAGCCACUGGCAAGCCUCCGAAACAACAACAAUGUUGAACUUAAGGAAGCCGACCCUGAGCCAUUAUCAACAACAGAUGACACUACACACUCUGACACACAAUCUCCUGAACUCCUAGUUAAAGUAAAAUCUGACUCUGAGGCCUCUGACUUUGAUAAUACUUCUGCUACUUCAGACAUGUACAGAGAAAAGUCACAAGCAGUGGGAUCUGGGGUAAGAAGCCAAGGAACUAACCAGGCUACAUCCUCUAAACGAGGGGUUAAAGCAGCAGCAGAAAGUCGGCAUACCACAGCAAGUGGAGCAAAGCCCCCAUCCCCAGCAGCUGGCAACAAAGCCAAAAAUGUGACAACAAAGGCUAAGGCCUCCACAGAGAGCACAAAAGUUGGAAAUUCCAUUGAUAUGCCACCACAGAGGAAACCUAGCAAUGAUAAAACAGCUUCUAUGUUAUUGACGUUAAAAGACCAAAGCACCAGCGGUCCCUCAAGUCCAACUGGAUCAAAGUCUAAAAUACCCAAAAGGUCAGCAUCAGAUGCUGAGGUGAAAUCACCAGUGACACCAGAUAAAACAUCAGUGACUGAUUCCUCCGGGUCAGUGGUCACUUCCAAACUGCAGAAACAACCCAAAACUAAAGAAGCUUUGAAAUCUCCGGUGACUACAACCAGACCAAGCAGGAAACAAAGUUUUGAAGAAGCCAAGGAAGUGAAAGCUCUGUCUGGAAACAUUUCUCCCACAAAAACAACACAUCAGACAGGAACAAUGGUUAUUAAAGAAAAGUCUGACGAGGUCAGUGACCUGGUAAAUGGUGUGAAGAAAGACCACGAGGAGAGUGGUAUUAAAACAGAACACACACCUGACAGGGAAGGCAUGGAUGUAAAAAAACAAGGGCAAAACUGUCCGGAGAAUAAUGCCUCCUCGGCAUCAAAGAGUCGGUUGCCCAUUUCAUCUCCGACAAGAAAGAGGAACGUUGAGAUAACUCAAACAAGUGGCACCAACUAUAAAAAAAUGACACAUGGUCAGACAGAUUCAAAAAUAUCCGAGACUGUCCAGAAGCAGAAUCCAGAGCAGCAAGAUGUAACUCCUGGCGAGAGACCUGGUAGUGAGACACCACCCCCACUGCCUGAAAGUCCUAAGAAAGGAAGCAUGCUGUCAACCAGACCAUCCAAAUGCCUCUCUAAGAGAAGCAUUAGCCAUGAAGAGAGUGACACACCCAACGCGUGUGUCUCUCCACCUCCCACAAAGCAAGAGAAAACCGCGUCACCGAGCUUCUCCAAACAGAGCGACAUCAAACGCCACAACAGUCCAGUAAAGGAUUCAGCUGCUCCCCCAUCGUCUGUAAGCAAGCUUCCUAAAAGGAGUCAGAGAAGCCCCAACAAAGUAACAUCCAUAAAACUUUCACCAACCGAGAUUUCUGCAAGCACAUCCACAUCUAAACAGGAGGAAGUGAAUCAGAACACUUACGGAGAGACCGCUGUCAAAGCAUCUGAGAGUGUCAUAGUAGAUCAAUUGAAAGACAAAUCCAGUGGUGACAUAUUUAUGUUUGAGUCUCUGUCUCUAAAGGAACAAGAGCGUGCAAUAAAACUCAAGGACAAUCAGUCAAUUAAAAGUGAAAACAAGCUGGAAAACAAAGUAACAAAACAAGUAAAGGAGAGCAUAACCAGUCCUGCAACUGAGGAUGUUUCAAAAAUCCAACAAAUACAAAACAAUGAUGCGAUUAUUACCAAAAACACACAAGUUAAAGUUACACCAGUUACAGGCCCAGGGGCUGAGGUAUUGCCUAGCUAUGAUGUUGCCAAAGAAAGUCCAUCUCAGUCACCUGUUACUGAUGCAGAAGUUACUGAUGCAAAAGUUGAGUGUCAACCUAAGAAAUCUCACAUUCAAAGUGGCAACACCACACAGAAACAAGAAACAGCGUUAUCACCAAAGAUUUGUCCAGAAGAAGUAAAAGAGAAAGACAUUUUAGAGACAACACAGCUAAUAAGGAACAGAAAAACAGAUUUAAUCCAGAAGAGAGGCCUUCCAGUGCCAAAUUCUGCCUUGUUGGCUAAAGACACAAUACCAGCUUGUGAGGAUGUAACUGAUAUGUCAGCCAAACCUGUUGUGGUUGGCAGCACUGACUGUGAAAUAAGGACCCACUCUGAGAAGGAAGGUGUUGUGACUGGUAGUGUUUCCCUUGAAGAAACAAAUAAGGUCACGUCUAAGGAAUAUAAUAGCAGAAAUAGUAUUCCUGCUGAAUCGGCCUCAAAAGACCAAGAUGCUGAUCCAAAAGAUGUACUUUCAGCCACUUCCAUUGCUGUUGGUGCUAACCUGGCCAGUACAGAGCAGCAAAAUGAGUUAUUGAAGGAUCAAACCAAAAAUACUAUUCUUAAAAAUGAUAGAUUGCCCACAUUAAGCAGAGAUUUAGUAAAUGAUUUUGAGGUAAAGGAGAAGAGUGAAGAGGAGGCUGGCAGGAAACCAGCAGAGGCUCUGGACAUUCAUACAGAAGCUGUGAGUGUUUGUGAAUUGGCCAAGAAUGUUGAAAAUCAGCCGGACAAAGAGCCUCUUUUACGGGCACGAGAAUGUGAAAGACAUGAGAAAGACUCAAAACCAAAUGAAAAGCUGAAUGACUCAGCGGAAGAAAGCGCUGACUCACAGAAGAGCUGCGAGAAGGAGCUCAAGGGCAUAACUAUCGUGGAUGAAGCAGAGAAAGAUGUUAUAAAAUCACAGAAGCCAUUAGAACUGUCAUCAGGGGAGAAAUGUUUACGGCCUGACGCAGAGGAGGGACCGCAGACGGUAGUUACGGAUGCCCUGAAAGAGAAGAAGGCAGAGCAAGCAAGAAGUGCACUCCAUGAAAACACAGCCAGUGUUGUUGAUACAAAGCAGGAAUGCGAGAUCCUCCUAAAAGAAAAGGCAGAGAGUGGUAAUCAGGAAAAAGAUGAGCAGAUGAAGACUUUAACCGUGGAACCCAAGGAUACCAAAGUGAUUCUAACCAAAGAUGAGAAGGUCAAGGAUAAGGAAGUAAAUCAGGAGGAAAAACACGCUGACGACAUAAAGAAGCGUCAAACUCCAGAACUAAAAGCCGGAACCACUAAAACAACUUUUACUAAAGAAGAGAGUGAAACAAAGGAUUUACCUAAUGAGAUUUCAAAUGACACUGCUGACUCUGAAGUUAGGAGCCAUAUGGAACAGAAGACCUUAAUUGCUGGAAACCAAGAUGAGGGCAUUAAAGAAACAGCGGAGAAUGCUUUGAGAUCAGCAGAAUCCAAAUGUCCAAAUGCUGACCUAGAACAGCAACUUGAGUCAGAAAAAGCUCCAGAGAAGACAACAGAAAGCCAAGUUUUAAAAAAGGAUACAACUCAAGAACUAAAAACAGUAAGCAGUGACACCCAGAGUCCUGAAGGUACUAAAGAUAAGACUGACGCAAAGGAUUCACCAAUCAAGAGUUUGGUGAAUGAGACUGCAAUUGUUCAUUCUAAAAGUGAAGAUAGCAUACAACAAGACCAUAUGUCCAUAAUUGGUAAAGAUCAACAUGAGGACAUAACCAAACCAGAUACAAGCAAAUCAACAGAAUCCAAACGUCCACAUACUGACCUGAAACAGGAAGCGGUAAAAGCUAAAACAGAAGCUCCAGAGAAGAAAUCACAAAGCCAAAUUCAAAAACUAAAGGAUGUAAGCACCCACAUUCAGAGUGCAGAGGGAGCUAAAGAGAAGACUGAAACAAAGGAUUCAUCAGUAAGGAGUCUAGUGAAUGAGACUGCAAUUAUGAAUUCUAACAGUGAAGUUUGCCCCCAACAAGACCAGAUGUCCACACUUGUUAGAAACCAAGAUGCAGACUUUGCAAAACAAGAGAAAAACAAAUUAACAGAAUCCAAUUGUCCAAAUUCUAACCUGGAACAAGAACCACAGACAGUAAGAACUAGUGAAGGUACUACAGAAAAGACUGAAACAAAGGAUUCAUCAGUGAAGAAUUUGGUGAAUGAGACAGAAACUGCGAACGCUAACUCUGAAGUUAGCAACCAACAGGAUCAGAAGAGUAUAAUUGUUAGAGAUCAACAUGAGGACAUAACCAAACCGGAUACAAGCAAAUCAACAGAAUCCAAACAUCCACAUACUGACCUGAAACAGGAAGCGGUAAAAACAGAAGAUCCAGAGAAGAAAUCACAAAGCCAAAUUCAAGAACUAAAUGAUGGAAGCACCAAAAUUCAGAGUGUGGUUGGAUCUAAAGAGAAGACUGAAACAAAGGAUUCACCAAUAAAGAGUCUGGUGAAUGAGAUUGUAAUUGAGAAUGCUAACUCUGAAGUUAGCACCCAAAAGGACCAAAAUCUCUCAAUUGUCAAAGAUGAACAUGGGAAGGUUAAGAAACCAGAGAAAAAAACUGAUCAAUCCACAGAUUUCAAAGCCCCAGCUGCUCUGCCAAUUGUUUUCACAACUGAAAAAGCAGCUAGUAAAACUGAUAAGAAGCUGAAGAAAAGAAAAGAAAUUCGAGCGAGUCUUGAAGUUGAAAAUAAAGUGACGAAGCAGGAAGAUCAGCAGACAAAGGCAUCAAAGAUAGAUGCCAAGCAAGAGUCGAAACGCAUUUUCGUAGAAGAUGCAUCUAGCAAAAUAGGUAGCGGAGAACAAGAAGACAAGCCUUCUGUUGUUCCAGAUAAAGUAGUUCAUAGCACUGAUGCUCAGAAGAAGGAUGAAGACACCAGAGAAAAAACUAAAACAGACAGCAGUUUGAAACAGGAACUGCAGACUUCAAGAGAAAAGAAAACCAUAAACCUCGUCGAUCCACAGAAGCCUGCAAAGCCAGCGCUCAAUGGCAGUUUGUCUCUUUCUGCAACAUCUCAAAGUCUUCAGCUAAAGAAAGAAUCUCCUUCGAGCUGGUUGGAUGUCGAGCAUCAAAAACAGAAGAAGGAACAUAAGAGAAGACUAAAUGUGUCAGCCAGUGAAGAUGAAUCUCUUGAGCCUGAUGACUUUGAUGAUUUAUGCAGGAACAUUAAGGAGGGCAGCAUUCCGUUCUCACACCCUCCAAAGAGGCAUAUUCGGAAAAAGUCCCCGUCCCCACCUUUCUCCAUGCCGGCCAUCAAGGAGGACCAUUUUGAAAGAACGUUUGAUCCAGAUCAAUUCCAGUUCGGCUUAAGAAAAAAUGGCACAGGUUUUAGGGAUCUUUCCCCGGCGAUGAUGAUUAAACAAAAAGCAGCUAUUAGGGAAGGACGGACCCUGGAAAAACGCUUGCAAGAUACUUCUGGAGACAAAAUGAAAUCACUUGAUGAGGUGGAAGGAAAAGAUGGAGUCAAAGAGGGAACAAAUAUUGAAGCAGGAAAAGAAGAGGAACAUAACGGAGGAGAGCCUGGGAAGCUGACGUCACGACUUGAAAGGAUGUCCAUCCUCUCUAGCUUACUGAGUUCUCCUCGGUCCUCCAGGAAGACCAAACAGGAAGCUGCCUCCGCCUCAAAUAGCUCACUUUCUAACCAACGACAGGGCCUGUCCUCACUUGGAGAGGGAGUCGAUGACUCACCUCUGCCUGCAGAUAAAAAGGGUGUGAAAGGUUUAGAUCAAGGCUCACUUGUGGGUGGUGGUAUAGGUGCAGUUAGUGAGUCAGCACUCAACCCCACCUCUCCUCCUCCUCCUCUGCACAUGUUCUCGGAGAUAAAACUGCCUGAUCAUUUAGAGAAGUACCUCAAAAAGAACAAAUCAGAGUCUGAGGCCUUGAAGAGCUCUACAAUGACAAAUACAACGAAACUGAAUCCUGAGGGAACUGUGAUGGACUCGACAGCAGUACCAAAUGUAGAUGUGAGCCUGAAGGGCCCUGAAGAAGUGCUUCCAACCAGCAAAAACAGCCAGCAGACUUCUCAAAAUGGACUAAAUACUUCUACGCCUAAGAUCCCUGCUGUAAGAGGGUUCCACAAAAGGCCUGGAAAGAUUGUCGUACAUGAACAAGCUCAGUUUGGAGGGCAGUCGUUUGAACACUACUGUGAUGUAGAGGAUACCACCACGAUGAAGCUGUCCCCUGUCAUCUCGGUCCGAGUCAUCAGAGGAUGCUGGCUCCUCUAUGAAAAACCUGGCUUCCAGGGUCGUAUCAUUGCCCUUGAGGAAGGUCCUACAGAGCACAUAGUGAAUAUGUGGGCAGAGGAGGGAACUCAGACGACACUAGACCAGACGGGACAGCCUGUACCAACAACACCUAUGGUCAUAGGUUCUAUGAGACUGGCAGUUAGAGACUAUAGCAUACCCCAAAUUGACCUGUUUGCAGAUGUAAAUGGGAUGGGAAGGAUGAUAUCUUACUGUGACGACACUGUAGAGAUUGGCUCCUACAGGACUCCACAGACCACUGGCUCCAUCAGGGUUCAAUCUGGAGUCUGGCUGGUGUACAAUGAGCCAGGGUUUGGAGGUUUGGUGGCUGUGCUGGAGGUUGGGGAGUUUCCCUGCCCAGAGUCCUGGGGUUUCCCUGAGCCCUUCAUUGGCUCUCUCAGACCCCUCCGAAUGGGACCAAUAAGGGUGGACCAUCCUCAUGAAUUAAAGGCCUUAGUGUUUGAGAAGCCCAACUUUGAUGGAGAGUGCACAGAGGUCGACAGUGAUGUGUACAAAUUACAAGAAGAGAUGGAAGGGGAGAAAACGGGCAAACCAGACGAGAACAAGAAGACAUUGUCUACAGUGGGGUCUAUAAAGAUACUUGGUGGUCUCUGGGUGGGCUAUCAAGAGGCAGACUUUGAAGGGCAGCAGUACAUCCUGGAGGAGGGGGAGUAUCCUCACUGCAGUGACUGGGGAGGGCUGGAGGAUGGGCUCCUGUCACUUCGGCCUGUAUGCACAGAUUUCAUGUCCCCUCACAUUAAACUGUUCAGUGAGCAGCACUUUGAUGAACUGGGGCUUAGUGUGGACUUACUGGGUCCCGUACAAAACAUGGAGAACGUCAGCCAUGGUGUCAAAACUCAGUCUGUCAACGUCAUGGGUGGAGUGUGGGUGGGCUUUGAACAGCCUGGAUUCAGUGGAGAGCUCUACGUCCUGGAGAGAGGCCUGUAUGCAAACCCAGAGGACUGGGGGGCGCAGAACUUCAAGAUCUCAUCCAUCCAGCCGGUCUUCCAUGACAUACUGAUGGAAACAACUAAAUUCAAGAUGCAGCUGUAUUCUGAGCCAGACUUCCAGGGAAGGCUGGUGGCUCUGGAGGACAGCGCAGCAACUCUGGAUGAGGACUUCAUACCUAAGUCCUGUAAGGUGCUGGCUGGCAGCUGGGUGGCAUAUGAAGGAGCUCAGUUCACGGAGAACAUGUAUGUGUUGGAGGAGGGACAAUACUCCAACACAGAGGCCAUGGGCUUCCUGUCCUCAGACUCUACCAUUCGCUCCUUACAGACCACUGGACAUGAGCUUUCUCUGCCCUCCAUCAUCUUGUUCAAUAAGGCGGGCUGCAGAGGUCGCAGAGCGGUGUUGACACAUGGAGCUUUGAACCUGCUGCAGGCAGGCCUGGACACACGCACACGCUCUGUGGUGGUGCAGGGAGGAAUGUGGGUGUUGUAUGAAGGCAGUAACUUCUGUGGUCGACAGCUGCUUCUCCAGCCAAGUCAAGUGGUUGAUUUGUUGAAGUUCAGCGGCAUGCAGCGAAUAGGAUCCCUACGGCCAUUACUCCAGAAGCAGAUGUACCUCCGUCUGCGGAACAGGGAGACAGGAGGUGCGAUGUCUCUGACAGGAACUCUGAAUGACAUCCAGCUGAUGAGGGUCCAGGCUGUGGAGGAGACAGGAGGGUUUGAGCAGGUCUGGCUCUAUCGGGACGGGCAGCUUACCUGCAAGCUGGUUGAGGACUGUUGCCUGGAGACCACAGGCAGUAUGGUGAUGGAGGGCAGCAGGCUUUGUGUUACCCCGCAGCGAGCCAACGGCAACCACCUGUGGAACAUCACCGGCGAUGGCCUGGUGCACUGCCACCUGAAACCUGGCCUGGUGCUGGAGGUCAAAGGUGGUCACCAGUAUGACAAGAACCAGGUGAUCCUCAACACGUGUGAGGAGAGAAAAUUGAACCAAAGGUGGAUCUUGGAUAUCCUGUGAGCCUCCACUCACCAACUCAUACUGAACCCUGUGACGCAGCUCCACCGUGGAACCCACAACACAGAGGUUGACCCAGUGACUCAAUCACUGCACCUUUAUGUAAGGAGGGUAACCAUUGACUGGAUUGACAUUAUAACUAAGCUUAUAGUGUUGAUUGAAUGA